This is a messenger RNA of Myzus persicae (green peach aphid), 721 nucleotides long. RefSeq names its product serine/threonine-protein phosphatase 4 regulatory subunit 2-like. NCBI's taxonomy places the organism in Eukaryota, Metazoa, Arthropoda, Insecta, Hemiptera, Aphididae. The record is from RefSeq and is a predicted model, not a curated record. Bases 1 to 549 code for a protein of 182 amino acids. The transcript is spliced from 2 exons.
AUGUACGAUGAGACCGAUGACGACGAUGACACUGAUGACGACCAUAAGAAUGACGACUAUAAUGAGACUAAUAAAGAAGAUGAAGAUGACGACGACAACAAUAACGAUGAUGGAAAUGACGACGACAACGACGAUGAUGAAAAUGACGACAACGACGAUGAUAAAGACGGUGACGAUGAUGACAACGAUGAUGUACACAGCAGAUCUCCAGAGCGGACCACACCAACAUCAGUGCAACUCCAUCACCGAUCCUCACUGAUCGACGCGAUGGACCUGGCCGUCGAUCACAGGAUCAAAGCUUUCUGCGGGCCACUGCAGCUACGGCAUAAACUUGAAGUUCAUAUCCAGUCAUCUCCAGAGAUCAAUAUUCUCCCACCCAAGUAUGGUGGAGUGAACACUAUCCCGCAAGUGCAGUCAAAAAUGAUCGAAAUCCCAAGUAGACCUGCUCGCAGGUCAGUUUGGAAGAGGUCCAAAAGACGCGUCUGGAAAUGUUUCGUGAACGUGGCACGUAGAAUAUGUUUCUGCCAAAGUAUUGUGAACGUAGAAUAAUUUAUGUUCAACCUUCUAUGCUCGUACCAGUAGUAACCACAGUCAGCCUGAACUAUUUGGAGUACCGUUAACUACCAUUCAAAUUGACGGUUUGCACAUUUUUAUUAACUUUUUUCGGAACUAUUUUUUUUAAAAUUACAACUUUUUUGAAUUCUUUGUAUUUGUAUUCACA